Molecule: messenger RNA, 1347 nt
Organism: Antrostomus carolinensis (chuck-will's-widow)
Lineage: Eukaryota; Metazoa; Chordata; Aves; Caprimulgiformes; Caprimulgidae
Gene: PDE9A
Product: phosphodiesterase 9A
Exons: 15
Coding region: 157-1347 (396 amino acids)
Biological process (GO): signal transduction
Molecular function (GO): 3',5'-cyclic-nucleotide phosphodiesterase activity
Source: RefSeq, a predicted model, not a curated record
AAAGGGUCUCCUUUCCAGAGAGUGCUGCCUGUCUCCCUUCUGUUUCUUUCAGAGAAAGAAGAAUUGUUCCAGAAUUUACUGGGACAGAUUGCCGAGCAGUUCUCGAGGGUUUUUAAAAUCAAUGAACUGAAAACAGAAGUAGCUAAUCACUUGGCAAUGCUGGAGAAAAAGGUUGAAUUGGAAGGCCUGAAAGUAGUAGAGAUUGAGAAAUGCAAGAGCGACAUUAAAAAGAUGAGGGAGGAAAUGGCAGCAAGAAGCAGCAGGACUAACUGUCCCUGCAAGUACAGCUUUUUGGAUGAAAACAAGAGGCCAACUCCCCGGCGGGAUGUACCAUCCUACCCAAAGUACAUGCUGUCCCAGGAGACCAUUGAAGCACUUCGGAAACCAACCUUUGACGUCUGGCUGUGGGAGCCCAAUGAGAUGCUGAGUUGCUUGGAACAUAUGUACCAUGAUCUUGGGUUGGUAAAAGACUUCAACAUCAAUCCUAUCACAUUAAAGAGGUGGUUGCUGUGUAUUCAUGACAAUUACAGAAACAAUCCUUUUCAUAAUUUCCGGCACUGCUUCUGCGUGACCCAGAUGAUGUACAGCAUGAUCUCACUCUGCAGCCUCCAGGAGAAAUUCUCGCAAAUUGACAUCUUGAUUCUCAUGACUGCAGCAGUAUGCCAUGACUUGGACCAUCCUGGCUAUAACAACACCUAUCAGAUAAAUGCACGAACCGAGCUUGCAGUGCGCUACAAUGACAUCUCCCCACUGGAGAACCACCACUGUGCUGUGGCUUUCCAGAUCGUUUCCCAGCCAGAAUACAACAUUUUCUCCAACGUCAACCAGGAGCAAUUCAAACAGAUAAGACAGGGGAUAAUUACGUUAAUCCUGGCUACAGACAUGGCGAGACAUGCAGAAAUACUGGACUCUUUCAAGGAAAAAAUGGAAAAUUUUGAUUACUCCAAUGAAGAACACAUGACCUGUCUGAAGAUGGUCCUGAUAAAAUGCUGUGAUAUCUCCAAUGAAGUCCGCCCGAUGGAAGUAGCAGAGCCCUGGGUAGAUUGCUUACUAGAAGAAUAUUUUAUGCAGAGCGACCGAGAAAAAUCUGAGGGGCUUCCAGUGGCACCGUUCAUGGACCGUGACAAAGUGACCAAGCCAACAGCACAGAUCGGCUUCCUGAAGUUCGUUCUCAUCCCCAUGUUUGAAACAGUAACAAAGCUAUUUCCAGAAGUGGAGGAGGUGAUGCUCCAGCCCCUUUGGGAAUCCAGGGACCGCUAUGAGGAAUUAAAACAGAUAGAUGAUGCUAUGAAAGAGUUGCAGAAAAAGAAAAGUGAAAGUUUGACCACCGGCAGUACCGAAAAGUGA